UGCUCGCCAUCGUCACCCACAAGCAAAGACUACAACGACGAUGUCAGCCGCUGCAGGAUCUUCCAGGGAAACGCUUGAUGUACGGCCCAUAGAUAUACAGCUUCAGCUGGUGGGACAGCUCGAUGGCUCGACGUCCUUUGCCUUUGGUCACCAGAGCGCACUCGGUGCAGUCAGCGGGCCCACAGAAGUGCGGAUACGAGAUGAGCUCACUGAUCGUGCCACGCUGGAAAUCAAUCAUUCACCCCUGAACGGCACAGCAGGAAUCACUGCCGCCUCCUUCAGUACAGCACUGCACUCCGCCCUCUCCUCCGUCAUCCUCUUGCACCUCUACCCUCGCUCGCUGAUCCAGCUUCAGCUACUUACGACCAACCACCCCGCCCAGGCAUACCUCCCUCCUUCGCUACAAUCGACAUUGAACAAGCCGCUUAGCCACUUUUCAAGGAGGACAAUCAGACCUCUACGGCCUCAUCCUGAUGCUAGCAUGGACGUCUCGGAGAAGGCGGCACUGAUUAAUGCAGGGAUGAUGGCGCUGAUACAGGCUGGCAUACCUUGCCUGGCCACAGUCUGCGCAGUGGGUGUGGCUGUUCUGCCCAAGCAAUUAGCGAAGGGUCUCAGAAGAGGUGGGAAACAAUCAAGGAGUUCAGGCUCCAUGGCGAUGGAAGAAGACGAUGUUUCCGACAACAGUCUAACGAUCCUCGUGGACCCGGACCCUACGGAAGAGUCCCUAGCUCAAAGCGUGCACCUUUUCGCCUUUGCUUGCUCGGGGCACGUAGUGGAAAGCGAAGCGACGACACUAGACGAUGACUCGGACGAUAUGGACCUGACCGACGGCACCGUACCCCCACCGGUAUCGAAGACGAGUGAGGCAAAGCUGGUUCUUGCGGACAGUGCUGGUAAAGUCGAUUUAGCAAUGCACCAGGAAUGUGUGCGAUUGGCGCGGAAGGCUGCCCUGACUGUGCACUCGAGGAUGCGGCGAAGUAUGAGGGAUCAGUACCUAGGCUAGGUCGACUUG
Molecule: messenger RNA, 1012 nt
Organism: Microstroma glucosiphilum
Lineage: Eukaryota; Fungi; Basidiomycota; Exobasidiomycetes; Microstromatales; Microstromataceae
Exons: 5
Coding region: 41-1003 (320 amino acids)
Biological process (GO): poly(A)-dependent snoRNA 3'-end processing; U4 snRNA 3'-end processing; nuclear mRNA surveillance
Cellular component (GO): nuclear exosome (RNase complex); cytoplasmic exosome (RNase complex); nucleolus
Source: RefSeq, a predicted model, not a curated record